Syzygium oleosum is the source of this 3290-nucleotide messenger RNA. Its product is annotated as squamosa promoter-binding-like protein 7. Lineage: Eukaryota; Viridiplantae; Streptophyta; Magnoliopsida; Myrtales; Myrtaceae. Bases 58 to 2526 code for a protein of 822 amino acids. Gene Ontology annotation, molecular function: DNA binding. The record is from RefSeq and is a predicted model, not a curated record. The transcript is spliced from 10 exons. Gene Ontology annotation, cellular component: nucleus.
CAUCCUUCGGUCUGCAAGCAACACCAGCAGAGGCACGAGCCCCCCCCUCCUACAUCCAUGGAGCCGCCACCGCCGCCGCCCCAACCACCGCCACCGCCACCGCCCUCCUCCGCCUCGACCCAGGUCCUCUCCGCCAUGGACCUCCACGCGCCGCCGCUCCUCGACGAGAGCGCCGCCGCCGCCGUUGACUCCGUCUGGGACUUCGGCGACCUCCUCGACUUCACCGUGGACGACCACCUGAUCAUCCCGUGGGACGAGGAGCCCCCCGCCCUCGACAACCCCGCCUCCGCCCCCUCCGACCCAGAUCCCGACCCCGCCCCGGAGGACCCGGCCGACGGUGCCCCGGCGUCGACCCGGGUCAGGAAGCGGGACCCCCGGCUGGUCUGCUCCAACUUCCUGGCGGGGUUCGUCCCGUGCGCCUGCCCGGAGCUCGACGAGAAGAUGGAGGAGGAGGCGGAGGGACUGCCCACGAGGAAGCGGGCCCGGGCGCCGAGGGGGGCCGGCCAGGGGAUGGCCCGGUGCCAGGUCCCGAGCUGCAAGGCCGACAUCCGGGAGCUCAAGGGGUACCACCGGCGGCACCGGGUUUGCCUCCGGUGCGCCAACGCGUCGGCCGUGGUCUUGGACGGGGAGAGGAAGAGAUACUGCCAGCAGUGUGGCAAGUUUCACAUCUUGUCAGACUUUGAUGAAGGUAAACGAAGUUGUCGAAGAAAAUUAGAGCGCCAUAACAAAAGAAGGAGAAGAAAGACCAUUGAUUCUGGUGGUGGACUAGCAAAGGAAUUUCAACAAGAUAUUCAUUCUGAAGAUGUUGGCUGUGAUGAUGAAGAUGGGAAAGAUAACUUAUGUUUGAGUGGCCAGUCUGGUGAAAUGGAAGCCUUGUUAGAGCCUGAAGAUGGAGGAGUACCUACACUAGAAACUGCUCCUGAAUGUCAGAUAAUUCCUACAGAUAGUAUUGCAUCUUUUGUAGUUUCUCGUGACGCGCAAAUGGAAAGUAGGAAAGAUAAUUCGAAACAGGCACUUUCUCCAUCCUGUGGUGACAAUAGGAGUGCAUACUCAUCUGUGUGUCCAACAGGUCGAAUUUCAUUCAAGCUUUAUGAUUGGAAUCCAGCAGAAUUUCCUAGACGUCUCCGUCACCAAAUAUUCCAGUGGUUGGCGAGCAUGCCAGUGGAGUUGGAGGGUUAUAUCCGCCCUGGAUGUAUUAUUUUGACAAUGUUUAUCGCCAUGCCCAAGUUUAUGUGGGGAAAGUUAUAUGAAGAUCCUGUAUCAUAUAUAAAUGACUUUGUCCUUCGACCUGGAAGAAUGCUGUCCAGAAGAGGCACUGUCUAUAUCUUUAUAAAUGACAUGGUUUUCCAUCUUAUGAAAGAUGGAACUUCUGUCGUGAAGGUUGAGGCAGGGGUUCGGACCCCAAGGCUUCAUUAUGUCCAUCCUAUGUGUUUUGAGGCUGGCAAGCCCAUGGAGUUUGUUGUUUGUGGAAGUGAUUUGCUGCAACCCCAGUUUCGGUUUCUCAUAUCUUUUGCUGGAAAAUAUUUGGCAUGUGAUUAUGGUGCUGCAUCUUCAUAUUCUGGAAGUGAAAGGGGCAUCAACUGCACUGCUGGUCAUCAGCUGUAUAAUAUACGUAUUCCAAGUACUGAGCUCAAUCAGUGUGGUCCUGCAUUUAUUGAGGUUGAGAACCAGUCUGGCUUGUCGAACUUCAUUCCCAUUCUCGUUGGUAACAAGGAAGUUUGUUCUGAGAUGACGAUGAUACAGCAGAGAGUAGAUAAAUCUCUCUUAAAUGAGGGGCUGCAAAUUUCGGACAUUGGUUACGUCGUGGAUUCACGUGAGGCUUGCUCACGGAGUCGAACCGCACUUUCUGAGUUCAUCUUGGAUAUCGCAUGGCUGCUGAAAGAACCUGCUUCUGAAAAUCUUCACCGCAUUCUUCCUGUGUCGCAGAUUCAAAGAUUCAACUCUUUGUUGAGCUUUUUAAUGCAACAUGAUUCAAGUAUUGUUUUGGAUAAAAUAUUGCAAAGACUGGACGUUCUUAUGGAGUAUAUUGAAUUAACCAGUGAAAUUAGUAGUGGCAAGAAUGAUGCUGAUAUUAGAUUAUUGAAUACCCAAAUAGAUCAGGCAAGAGAAUUUCUCAGGAAACAUCAGUCAUCCAAGAGGGUGGUGCUGCAUUCAGAGCACUCAAGGCAAAAAGAGGAAUGUUCUCAUCAAGGUUUCCCUCAGAAUGAUGUGCUUUCGGCCGUGACCAUUUCUAAUCAGGAUAUGGAGAGGGGAGAGAGCUGCAGGGUAGAAGUAAUGAUGGGUUCCAAUUACACAAACAGCGAGGCCGCUCCACUUUUGGAUGUGGAGUUGGUCAUGAAUGGUAACCUUUUCAAGGGAAAGCCUCGCAGUCGGGUCCUCCUCAACUCCUUUUUGAGAUCUCGUCCUGCUCUAUACUUAGUCGCAACUGCCGCUGUUUGUUUCGGAGUAUGUGCCGUCCUCCUCCAUCCUGAUAAGGUUGGUGAGUUUGCGGUUUCUAUUCACAGAAGCCUCUUUGACCGACCAUAAGGAAAUUGCUCAAGAUCUCGAUCUCCCUGUAUGUACAGAAUGUACUUGAUGAACCUGAUGUUAUCUUAUCGGAUCAAGCUACCAGUCUUUUUUCACGAUUGGGAGCUUUGAUAGCGGGGGUAGCUCAGCUUCAGUUUUCCAUCGGGUGCAUUUUGGAUGAUAGAUGCAAUGAAGGUCAUAGCUCGGUGGAAACUGUAUCUCGGCAGGGACUCACCUGAUUAGCAAAUAUUGGGAACCCCCUACUUUGUGCUCAGCGGAUAUUGCUCGGCUGUUCGUUGCGACAAUUGAGAGAUUUAACUCCAUUUAAUAACUUAAGUAGAAGUUCAACCAUGCAUCGGCGGCUAUCAGGGUCGAAAUUGUGCGGUCUUUGUAUCUUAUUCCUUUGCUUCCAUUGUUGUAAGCGAGAUGAACUUCUCCAUAAACACACGGACGCUAUGCUGCUGACAUUCCGGCUUCAAGAGGAAUCGGGAACUGGAUGUGGAUUUGUACUUCUGAAGUGGGAGUAGUGUUUACUGGGGAUUUGCCUUCUCCCCUGUACUGGUAAUACAAAAGGAAGCGAGGUUUUGGGUUAACGUAUGUGCUCAUUGUUGAUACAGCCUUUCACUUACAAGGAGGAAAGACAUCAAAAUGUGACAUAGUUUCUUACUUCUUUUGAUGUGUAAUUUCUUAUGUUACUUCUCCUGUCCUUGAAAUGGCCUGAACCAGAGUAGUUCUCUGGGUUUCCACAAAAUGCUUCGAAUUUCAAAAUUGGGUUUUGCCUUUUA